Molecule: messenger RNA, 2812 nt
Organism: Hyla sarda
Lineage: Eukaryota; Metazoa; Chordata; Amphibia; Anura; Hylidae
Gene: ADGRE5
Product: adhesion G protein-coupled receptor E5
Exons: 19
Coding region: 337-2532 (731 amino acids)
Biological process (GO): cell surface receptor signaling pathway; adenylate cyclase-activating G protein-coupled receptor signaling pathway
Cellular component (GO): membrane
Molecular function (GO): calcium ion binding; G protein-coupled receptor activity
Source: RefSeq, a predicted model, not a curated record
CAUUCCUCAUUUCUGUAUCCUGAUUAUGACCUCACUCUUACACCCCCCUAUCUCAGCCACUUCCCCUAAAUGUACACAGAAUGAGAGAAAGCAUUGAGCAGGAAGGAUACAAUAGAACACACAGAGUGACCACAGGACUUACAGGGACUCAGAAGAGUGAGAAUAGGGGCACCCUAAAAACCUGCCCUAGGGUACAUGAAGGAACUGUCUGCAGAUAGGAAGAAUAUUGCAGUUCUAUGAAGGUAGUGGAGAGAUAUUGGGCUGUGUUCAGAUAUAGCACAUAGUUCACGUGGACUCUCCUCUCCCGGAUACACUGGAUUACAUACUACAGACAAUAUGCCACACUUUUGGAAUACUGGAAUUUGCCUGGCGACACUUCUCAUAAAUGGUAUUACAAUCAUGUCAAACAAUAUAUCACCAACCACAGGUGUCAGUGCAUCAAUGAUCAAUAAACCUUUAUUGUGUCCCAACGGAACUAAACCUCCAGAUAUAAAUGAAUGCCGAAAAAGAACAGAUCUUUGUCAUUUUUACACUCAAUGCAAAAACUCCCAGGUUGGUUAUUACUGUAAGUGUGAUGAAGGCUUCCAGAAAGAAAAUAAAACAGAAUUCUGUCCUUCUGUCAACAGAAGCGAAAACACGUGUACAGAUAUAGAUGAAUGCAGUGAUUCCCCACGUGUCUGUGGUUCUAACUUGAUCUGCCGCAACUUGCCCGGCUCAUAUAAGUGUGUUUGUAAUGAAGGAUUUACAAAAGUUUCCGACACGUGUUUAGAAAUAGUGAGGUGUCACAGGAACAAGAAUUCAUGUGGUUUGAAAGGUAUAUGUGUGUCAAAUCAAAUCUCCAUAACAUGUUCCUGUCAAGAUGGAUACAGAGCAGUUUCACUGGGAUUACCGCACCCCCAAUGCAAUGUGAAAUGCAAAAAUAAUGCAACCCGAAAGGAAUGUCAUCAUGAUCCGAUUGAAUGCAAACUGAAAGAUUUCACUAAUAACUUUACACCAUAUUGUAAGAACGACACUACCCAGGAUGAGCUCUCAUUGGAGAAGCUUUUGGAAGGCCUGGAUGGUCUGAUUGAUGGAUUUAGCUAUGUCAAUAAGUCUGAUAGAUUACAGAAAGCGGGAAAUAUCCUGAAAACUGUGGAACUCACAGUACAGAACUUGGUUCUUUUAAAACAGAAAGCUUUGUCACUCACCAACAAGAAGAAAACGAUCAGUAUUGAAGUUGCCCAUGGUACUGCAGAUAGCGGCACACUCUCACUUCAAGGCAGCAAAAGCAGUGUAACACUGGACUCUAAAACAGCUGCGGGGAAUACAGGUGUAGCAUUAUUAGGAUGCAUAGAGUAUACAAAUAUCACUCAUAUUUUCGAAGAAGCUGAUCUUUUGGAAGAAAUAUCAAAAAAUAAAACCUUUAAACUUGUCUCCCCUGUGAUCAGUGUCUUCCUUGGCAUCACUAACACAUCUAGUCUCCGACAACCAGUAUCAAUGAGACUGAAUGUCAAAGAGGAGAUGUCCAAAAAAAUGAGUUGUGUGUCCUGGUCAGUGUCAGACAAUAGUUGGAGCAAUAAAGGUUGCGAGACGGGACGUGAUGAAUAUGGAGUGACCUGCAACUGCACUCACUUGACCAGUUUUGCCGUCUUAAUGCUUCUGCAUGACGAUGAGGAGGUCUUACAGAGCGUGCCUUUGACCCUCAUAACACAAAUCGGGCUCUCAAUCUCCAUCUUCUGCCUUGUACUAGCCAUCAUCACUUUCUGCUUUUGCCGUUCGCUCCGUGGAACACGAAACACCAUUCACAUGCACUUGUGUAUAAGUCUCUUCUUUGGCAACUGUAUAUUUCUACUUGGAAUCACAGCAGUUAACAGCAAGGUUUGUGGGAUAGUUGCAGGACUUCUUCAUGCUUUCUACCUCUCUUCCUUUUGCUGGAUGUCUCUGGAGGGAUUGGAGCUUUACCUUAUGCUAGUUACGGUAUUUAACACCCAUCUCAAGAAAAGAUACCUCUUGGCAGUGGGGUAUGGUAUACCAGCUGUGAUCAUCACGAUAAGUGCAGCAAUAUACCAUGAAGGAUACGGCACUAAGAAAUACUGCUGGUUGUCUCAUAAACAAGGAUUUAUCUGGGCCUUUAUGGGACCUGUGUGUGCCAUUAUACUGGUGAAUUGCGGAAUCUUCGUGCUCACUGUGUGGAAACUUGCUGAGAAGAUGUCUUCUGUCAGCCCAGAGCAAGGGAAGCUGAGGAGAUUCCGGACCCUGACCGUGACAUCGCUGGCACAGCUGUGUAUCCUGGGGAGCUGCUGGGCAUUCGGAUUCUUCAUGUUCAGCUCUGCUACACUCUUUUUCGCUUAUGCGUUCACCAUCCUCAACACCCUGCAAGGAAUACAGAUCUUCUGUCUGCACUGUCUGAUGCACAAAAAGGUGCGGGCAGAGUAUAAGAUAUGGCUUUGUGCGCUUGCGCAUUUCAAGUCUCCGGUUUACUCCGAAUUCAGCAACACCAGCAACACACAGACACAUAGCAAGGGCAAAACAGGCAAGGACUCCGGCUUAUGAUGAGCGGUACACGGCUACUACUGGACUCCAUUACAUUUUAGUCUUCCAGAUUUUCCUAGCGUGUUUGGCUUCGCCACAGAAGAAGAGGUCCACUCUACAACCCUAAAAAAGAAACCACGUCCAGAGACCACCACAGUGAAAAUCCCCAAUAUAUGACCUCCAUCAACCCGAUUUCCCAGAGACGUCACAAAACACAAGAUCCAAACCAUAAAAAAGUUUUUAAUUUUUUCCCUUCUUUACACAAAAGCCAUGAAUUAAAAAAAAAAAAAAAAAAAAAAAA